Messenger RNA from Teleopsis dalmanni, 6583 nucleotides. Its product is annotated as titin-like. The transcript is spliced from 2 exons. Gene Ontology annotation, biological process: microtubule anchoring. Bases 126 to 6416 code for a protein of 2096 amino acids. Gene Ontology annotation, molecular function: microtubule binding. Gene Ontology annotation, cellular component: sperm flagellum; cytoskeleton; ciliary basal body. The record is from RefSeq and is a predicted model, not a curated record. NCBI's taxonomy places the organism in Eukaryota, Metazoa, Arthropoda, Insecta, Diptera, Diopsidae.
AAGUUCGACCAGAUGAUAAUCUUAAACCUGAAGGUGAGUUUUAUGUUCCCGAAAAAACACAAUUCAAGCCCGCAGAGAAAACACAACGAGUUAUUCGUAAAGAUAAUUUGAAGACAGAAGGUGAAAUGACAUUCGUUGAGAGGGAAGAAUAUCAAUAUGUAGUCAGACCAGAACAAGUAAAACCAACUGAUAACUUAAAGCCUGAAGGAAAAUUCUAUACACCAGAUAAAGUUGAUUUUGAACCUGCUGAGAGACCUAUUCAAAAGAAACCAGAAGACAAUUUACGACCAGAAGGUGAAUUCUACACUCCAGAAAAACCGAAAUACAAACCAGGAGAAAGACCAACACAAGUUCGGCCUGAUGAUAAUCUCAAACCUGAAGGCGAGUUCUAUGCUCCAGAAAAACCAAAAUAUAAACCUGGUGAGAGACCAACUCCAGUUCGACCAGAUGACAAUCUCAAACCUGAAGGUGAAUUUCAUACUCCAGAAAAACCAAAAUAUAAACCUGGAGAAAGACCGACACAAGUUCGACCAGAUGAUAACCUUAAACCUGAAGGUGAAUUCUAUGUUCCCGAAAAAACACAAUUCAAGCCCGCAGAGAAAACACAACGAGUUAUUCGUAAAGAUAAUUUGAAGACAGAAGGUGAAAUGACAUUCGUUGAAAGGGAAGAAUAUCAAUAUGUAGUCAGACCAGAACAAGUAAAACCCACUGAUAACUUAAAACCUGAAGGAAAAUUCUAUGCACCAGAUAAAGUUGAUUUUGAACCUGCUGAGAGACCUGCACAAAAGAAACACAAAGACAAUUUACGACCAGAAGGUGAAUUCUACACUCCAGAAAAACCGAAAUACAAACCAGGUGAGAGGCCAACUCAAGUUCGGCCCGAUGAUAAUCUCAAACCUGAAGGCGAGUUCUAUGCUCCAGAAAAACCAAAAUAUAAACCUGGUGAGAGACCAACUCAAGUUAGACCUGAUGACAACCUCAAACCUGAAGGUGAAUUCUAUGCUCCAGAAAAACUGAAAUAUAAGCCAGGUGAAAGACCAACUCAAGUUCGACCAGAUGACAACCUACGUCCUGAAGGUGAAUUCUAUACACCGGAGAAGCCAACGUUUAAGCCGGCUGAACGUCCCAUUCAAAAGAAACCCGAAGAUAAUUUGCGGCCAGAGGGUGAGUUUCAUAGUCCCGAAAAACCAAAAUAUAGACCAGGUGAAAGACCAACUCAAGUUCGACCUGAUGAUAAUCUCAAACCUGAAGGCGAGUUCUAUGCUCCAGAAAAACCAAAAUAUAAACCCGGUGAAAGACCAACUCAAGUCCGACCUGAUGACAACCUCAAACCUGAAGGUGAAUUUUAUACUCCGGAAAAACCAAAGUAUAAACCAGGUGAAAGACCGACACAAGUUCGACCUGAUGAUAAUCUGAAACUUGAAGGUGAAUUUUAUGUCCCCGAAAAAACACAAUUUAAGCCCGCAGAGAAAACACAACGAGUUAUUCGUAAAGAUAAUUUGAAGACAGAAGGUGAAAUGACAUUCGUUGAGAGGGAAGAAUAUCAAUAUGUUAUCAGACCAGAACAAGUAAAACCCACUGAUAACUUAAAGCCUGAAGGAAAAUUCUAUGCACCAGAUAAAGUUGAUUUUGAACCUGCUGAGAGACCUGUCCAAAAGAAACACAAAGACAAUUUACGACCAGAAGGUGAAUUCUACACUCCAGAAAAACCAAAAUAUAAGCCGGGUGAGAGACCAACUCAAGUUCGACCAGAUGACAACCUCAAACCUGAAGGCGAGUUCUAUGCUCCAGAAAAACCAAAAUAUAAACCUGGUGAGAGACCAACUCAAGUUCGACCUGAUGACAACCUCAAACCUGAAGGUGAAUUCUAUGCUCCAGAAAAACUAAAAUAUAAACCAGGUGAAAGACCAACUCAAGUUCGACCAGAUGAUAAUCUUAAACCUGAAGGUGAAUUCUAUGUUUCCGAAAAAACCCACAAUUUCAAGCCCCAUAAAGUUGAUUUUGAACCUUGCCUGAGCGACCUGUCAAAGAAACACAAAGACAAUUUACGACCAGAAGGUGAAUUCUACACUCCAGAAAAACCAAAAUACAAACCAGGUGAAAGGCCAACUCAAGUUCGGCCUGAUGACAAUCUCAAACCUGAAGGCGAGUUCUAUGCUCCAGAAAAACCAAAAUAUAAACCUGGUGAGAGACCAACUCAAGUUCGACCUGAUGAUAACCUCAAACCUGAAGGUGAAUUCUAUGCUCCAGAAAAACUAAAAUAUAAACCAGGUGAAAGACCAACUCAAGUUCGACCAGAUGACAACCUACGUCCUGAAGGUGAAUUCUAUACACCGGAGAAGCCAACGUUUAAGCCGGCUGAACGUCCCAUUCAAAAGAAACCCGAAGAUAACUUGCGGCCAGAGGGUGAGUUUCAUAGUCCCGAAAAACCAAAAUAUAGACCAGGUGAAAGACCAACUCAAGUACGACCUGAUGAUAAUCUCAAACCUGAAGGCGAGUUUUAUACUCCAGAAAAACCAAAAUAUAAACCUGGAGAAAGACCAACUCAAGUUCGACCAGAUGAUAAUCUUAAACCUGAAGGUGAAUUCUAUGUUCCCGAAAAAACACAAUUCAAGCCCGCAGAGAAAACACAACGAGUUAUUCGUAAAGAUAAUUUGAAGACAGAAGGUGAAAUGACAUUCGUUGAGAGGAAAGAAUAUCAAUAUGUAGUCAGACCAGAACAAGUAAAACCCACUGAUAACUUAAAGCCUGAAGGAAAAUUCUAUGCACCAGAUAAAGUUGAUUUUGAACCUGCUGAGAGACCUGUUCAAAAGAAACACAAAGACAAUUUACGACCAGAAGGUGAAUUCUACACUCCAGAAAAACCGAAAUACAAACCAGGUGAAAGGCCAACUCAAGUUCGGCCUGAUGACAAUCUCAAACCUGAAGGCGAGUUCUAUGCUCCAGAAAAACCAAAAUAUAAACCUGGUGAGAGACCAACUCAAGUUAGACCUGAUGACAACCUCAAACCUGAAGGUGAAUUCUAUACUCCAGAAAAACUAAAAUAUAAACCAGGUGAAAGACCAACUCAAGUUCGACCAGAUGACAACCUACGUCCUGAAGGUGAAUUCUAUACACCGGAGAAACCAACAUUUAAGUCGGCUGAACGUCCCAUUCAAAAGAAACCCGAAGAUAACUUGCGGCCAGAGGGUGAGUUUCAUAGUCCCGAAAAACCAAAAUAUAGACCAGGUGAAAGACCAACUCAAGUUCGACCUGAUGAUAAUCUCAAACCUGAAGGCGAGUUUUAUACUCCAGAAAAACCAAAAUAUAAAUCUGGAGAAAGACCAACUCAAGUUCGACCAGAUGAUAAUCUUAAACCUGAAGGUGAAUUCUAUGUUCCAGAAAAAACACAAUUCAAGCCCGCAGAGAAAACACAACGAGUUAUUCGUAAAGAUAAUUUGAAGACAGAAGGUGAAAUGACAUUCGUUGAAAGGGAAGAAUAUCAAUAUGUAGUCAGACCAGAACAAGUAAAACCAACUGAUAACUUAAAGCCUGAAGGAAAAUUCUAUGCACCAGAUAAAGUUGAUUUUGAACCUGCUGAGCGACCUGUCCAAAAGAAACACAAAGACAAUUUACGACCAGAAGGUGAAUUCUACACUCCAGAAAAACCAAAAUAUAAGCCGGGUGAGAGACCAACUCAAGUUCGACCAGAUGACAACCUCAAACCUGAAGGCGAGUUCUAUGCUCCAGAAAAACUAAAAUAUAAGCCCGGUGAAAGGCCAACACAAGUUCGACCUGAUGAUAAUCUCAAACCUGAAGGUGAGUUCUACUCUCCAGAAAAAGCAAAGUUUAAACCUGCUGAAAAAAUACAACGAAUUAUUCAUAAAGAUAAUUUGAAGACAGAAGGUGAAAUGACAUUUGUUGAAAGGGAUGAAUAUCAAUAUGUAGUCAGACCAGAGCAAGUAAAACCAACUGAUAACUUAAAGCCUGAAGGGAAAUUCUAUACACCUGAUAAAACUGAUUUUAAACCUGCUGAGCGACCGGUCCAGAAAAAACCAGAAGACAACUUGCGACCAGAAGGUGAUUUGUUUAUACCAGGUAAAUCGCAGUACCGACCUGCUGAGAAGACUAAGAAGGUUAUUCAUAAGGAUAAUCUACGAACCGAAGGUGAAAUGACAUUUAUCGAGAAAGACGAGUAUCAGUUUACUAUUCGGCCGAAUCAAAUUAAACCAAGCGAUAAUUUAAAACCAGAAGGCGUAUUUUAUACUCCACAAAAAUCUGACUUCAAGCCCGCAGAGCGUCCUAUUCCAAAAAUACCUGAGGAUAAUUUACGUCCUGAAGGUCAAUUUUAUGGCCCUGCAAAGCCGGAAUACAAACCUGGAGAGAGGCCAACACCUGUUAAACAUGAUGAUAAUUUGAAACCUGAAGGAGAUUUUUAUGUUCCGGAAAAAACUCAACAUAAGCCUGCUGAAAAAGCUCAGCGUGUUAUACGAAAGGAUAAUUUGAAAACAGAAGGUGAUAUGACUUUCAUUGAAAAGGAAAAAUAUCAGUUCACUGUACGACCAGAGCAAGUGAUUCCAGCGGAUAAUUUGAGACCUGAAGGUGAAAUUUGUGUUCCUGAAAAGCCGUCAUUUAAGCCAGCUACUAAAACUGAAAGAAUUAUACAUAAAGAUAAUUUGAAAGUUGAGGGUGAAAUGAUUUUCACCACCAAAGAUGAAUAUAUGUUUGUAGAAAAACAGAAGCCAGUAAAGCAUACAGACAAUUUGAAACCUGAGGGUGAAUUUUACUCUCCUACCAAAACAGUAUAUCGUGCAGCAGACCGUCCCGUUCAAAAGAAACCAAAAGAUAAUUUAAAAUCCGAAGGUAGUUUUUAUGUUCCUGAAAAGACUUCAUUUAAAACUGCAUCAAAAUCAGAGCGAAUAAUUCAUAAAGACAAUUUGAAAAUGGAAGGAGAUAUGUGUUUUACGCAAAAAGAAAGCUAUAAAUACGUGAAAAGACCGCAACAAGUAAAACCUACUGAUAAUUUGAAAUCUGAGGGCGAGUUUUACAGUCCAGAUAGUACGAAAUAUGUACCAGCAGAACGACCUCAAGUUAAAAAGCCUGUUGAUAACUUAAAAAGUGAGGGUGAUUUUUAUAGAAUAGAGGAUAAGAAAACAACUAGAAAAAUAACUGCAAGUGACAACGUUGUAAAGGAUAGAACCGAAAGAAUUAUUCCAAAAAAACCUACAGACAACUUAAAAUUGGAAGGUACCAUGGAUAUGCAAAGGAGAGAAGAUUUCAAAUCUACAAACACCAUUACAAAGACAUCUCAAACAGUCUCUAAAAUUAAACAAACUCACAAUGCUUCUUCGAUAAACUUAGGAAGUGAUCAAUCUAUACUUAAGACAACUAACCAAAUGAGUUUUGCUUCUGGUAAAAAUACAAACGUCACAAAUGGAAAUACGAAAUCUCCAGCGGACGGCUUGAUAGUUGUAUCUACAAAGAAGGUAACGACUGUUAUAGGGAGCCGCAAUAAGAAGGAACCGGAAACUGAAUUUGUAAAGCGAAAUGAAAAGGUAAAUAUAAUCGAAAAUACUACAAAAUCGACUAACGCGACAAAGACUAUUAAUAUUGAAAAUAAGCACAGUGAUAUUGUGUCAGUAAAGGAAAAUCAUGUAACACGUGCUAAUCAGAGAAGCAUAACUGAUCAACGUGAUAGUUUAGGAACAAUAAUAGCGAAUGUUGCAACACAAAAUACUGUUUCCAAUAAUGAAUGCAAAAAUGUAUCUAAUGUCUCAAAUAUGACACAUUUAUCCAAUGUUUCAAAAGUAUCCAAUAUUUCAAAUGUGUCCAAUGUUUCAAAUGCAUCCAAUAUUUCUUCUUCAAAACAGUACCAUCACCGCAAAGGUGAGCUUUCCAGCGAAUCGGAUAUAACUAACUCCAUUUUUCAUCGUAAGAAUGUAUCAACUGACUCGAAUCAAUUUGGUGGUCUAUCAUCAAAUGGAAAAAUUCACCGUAAGAGUAUUCUAAAUUUGCACGAACAUUCCAUUGGUGGCAUUCCAAGCGAAAGAAAAAGUUAUAGCAGCAUACACAGGCAAAACAAAGAGUUAGAUUCUUGUUUAUCAACAUCUUCGAAUGAACGUCAAACUUAUAAUGUUGCACACAAAUCGUAUGAUGCUAAAUCAGCAUCUUCGGCAUCAUCAUCAACGAUGACUCGUAUUAUAACUGGCGAAUAUGCAUUACCAUCAACCACACGUACAGAACGCAUAAUUACUCGAAGGAAUGGUGGUCAAUCUUCUUUUACCCUCGGGUCUGAUACGGCAACAUCUUCAAGUCUUUACAAAAGCGAAUAUAAAGGACCUGCUUCAACAACAUGUGCUAUACACAAAAUCCAGCAAGGUGCCUAUCAACAUACCCGAGAUACAAAAGAUCAUAAGUUCUUCAAAAGUUCUAAAUAGUGUCUAAGUCUAAACAAUUAACUAUAAUAUAUAUAUAGCCAUCGCACGAUUUUCUACAUUUUUAAUAUAAUAUCCUUUCUGUAAAUUUCAGAGAAUGUAAACUUAAUACAUGAAACAUAUAAUUACUAACCAUUUUUUGAAUAAUUCUAAUAAAAAUAUUUUUAAAU